Molecule: messenger RNA, 1923 nt
Organism: Penicillium odoratum
Lineage: Eukaryota; Fungi; Ascomycota; Eurotiomycetes; Eurotiales; Aspergillaceae
Product: glycoside hydrolase family 67 protein
Exons: 6
Coding region: 1-1923 (640 amino acids)
Biological process (GO): xylan catabolic process
Cellular component (GO): extracellular region
Molecular function (GO): alpha-glucuronidase activity
Source: RefSeq, a predicted model, not a curated record
AUGCCUCCAAGCGAGACUGGCAUUGAGGCCUGGCUGCGGUAUGUCGCUCUCCCCGCUGAUGUCGCCGCUGAAUACUGCCAGUAUUCUAGUAUUAUCGCUCUUAUAGACAACGAGAGUAGUUCAGUGCAUACCGCAGGAAAAGGGCUACAGUUAGGCAUGUCCAAGAUUCUUGGUCAGAAUCUUAAUCUUCGAACUGGGCUCCUGGCGACUGAGACUGUUUCUUCAAUCAUUAUAGGGACAGUUAAAGCGUUUGCAUCGGCGGGAGGCGAUGUGCAUGAUUUACCUAACCUCAAGGCAGAUGGACUCAUUCUUAGCUGCAAGCGCAAAGCUCCCGUGAAAAUCCUUGGUCAAAAUGAACGUGGCGCCGUAUAUGGUGCGUUUGAGCUCCUAAUGCUGCUAUCUCGAAAUGAGUGCGUGCCGGAAUUGUACGCAUCUAGUCCUAGCGCGCCAAUCAGAUGGGUGAAUGAGUGGGAUAAACUUGAUGGGACCAUCGAAAGGGGCUACGGAGGGCCAUCGAUAUACUUCAAGGACGGAUUUGUGAUCGACGACUUGACCCGCGCUAACCAGUACGCCCGCCUGUUAGCGUCAUUUCGACUGAAUGGCAUUAUUGUCAACAAUGUCAAUUCCGAUUCACAGCUUUUCAAUCCCAAAAACAUGAAGGGACUUGGCCGAAUUGCCGACAUCAUGAGAGUGUGGGGUGUGCGAAUCGGUAUUGCAUUAUACUUCGACACCCCAAUACAUGGCCGCACGCUGGCCGACGGCGUGAACCUGUUUGCUCGAGCGCUGAAGAAACACGGCGAUGGAAUGGUCAUGGCAAAUGCAGCAGUAGAGUUCUUUGACGGGCAAGAUACUGAGUUCGAAGACAAAGUGCUCAUUCAAAUCAAGUACGGCCAAAUCAACUUCCAGCAGCAAGAUCACGUUGUCUAUCUCCCCCCGCUCUGGCGCAUAAUCUUUGAAUUCGACCUUCAAAUUGAUGACAAGCCAUCCCUCGUCCGCGAUAUUGUCUCUGGCCAGCGCUUUAAUUGGUCCCGGGCCGCCUACGCUACCGUUGUCAAUAUCGGCAAUGACCCAACCUGGCUUGGAAGCCACCUCGCCAUGUCCAACCUCUACGCGUACGGCCGGUAUACAUGGAACCCUCAAAGCGACGAGACUUGUCACUUCGGGCCCUCGCCCGCCACCCACGACGGCAACGGAUGGGGCCAGUGGAGUCGCGCAGAUGAACAUGCCCUCGGCAUGGAUCGCACUGUUGCUACUGCUCGCUUUGAAGACAUUGAUACUACACCUGACGAGCUGUUGCUUUGGUUUCAUCAUGUGCCGUACACGCAUGUACUGAAAUCUGGGAAGACGGUCAUCCAGCAAUUCUACGAUGCGCAUUAUGACGGCGCGCGAGCUGUGCAGACAUUCCUAAAGGACUGGGAGGCCCUGCUGAAUACGUUCUAUCACGCGAAGUGUGGAAUUGAUGAUGAACGGGGACGUGUCGGGAACCAUCCCUGGAGGAUUGAGGGGGAAGACAUGGAGCUUGAGGGGUACGAAGUGGAGUCUGUGACGCCAUUUGAGGACGCAUCAGGAAGCCGAGCAAUUGUCACUGUGCCUGGAGUGCAGCUCGGAACUGCAAAAUGCACUGUCCCUUUCGUUUCGGGAAUCUAUGAUGUGGCGGUCAACUACUAUGACCAUCUUGGUGGGACUUCGCAGUAUCAGAUCUUCUUAAAUGACCGCCUGAUUGGUUCUUGGGCGGGUGAUCUGGAGGAGAAACUUGGUCAUGACUUUUCAGACCUUGUUGAUGGUUACUCUGCAACACGUAUCACCUUCAAAGAUGUAAAGGUGAACAAAGGGGACCGACUGAAGAUUAUCGGAAAGCCGAAUGGACCUGAACGUGCACCGAUAGACUAUGUAUCGUUGUUGCCGAAUGGAGUCGUUGAUUAG